Molecule: messenger RNA, 513 nt
Organism: Theileria equi strain WA
Lineage: Eukaryota; Apicomplexa; Aconoidasida; Piroplasmida; Theileriidae
Product: soh1family member protein
Exons: 2
Coding region: 1-513 (170 amino acids)
Biological process (GO): regulation of transcription by RNA polymerase II
Cellular component (GO): core mediator complex; mediator complex
Molecular function (GO): transcription coregulator activity
Source: RefSeq, a predicted model, not a curated record
AUGGCAGAAUCACCCACUGGAAAUAGUGGAAAAAUCUGGAUCGCCAAAAGACACAAAGAUGCUGCCUAUUAUUUUCAAUACUCUAGACGCUCUUCAAGUGGUGGAAACUGGAGCUACGAAACUGUAGAGAAGCGGUUCAUCCGGAAUAACUGUGACUGGCUGAUAUGCCUUCCAGACGUCUUUACGGGAAAGUCCAUAGCAAUAUUUGAUGACCAGUUGCGUUUCGAAGUUGAGUUGGAGUUCGUGCAAUGCUUGUCAAAUGCUCACUAUCUGAAGCAUCUUUCUUCCAAGGGUUACUUCAACGAUGACCGUUUCAAAGCCUACAUCAGAUACCUCCAGUACUGGCGUCAACCAGAGUAUAUAAAGUAUGUAAAGUAUCCGUAUUGUAUCAAGGUUUUGGAGUUAUUACUAGACGAUGAGUUUGUCGAGUCACUAUCGCACGAAAUUGCCAUUGAUACGCUCUCUGAGCAAAUCACCAACCACUGGAUUUGUUUCAAAUACGAUCGGGAAUAG